CGGACUGCAGCAGCAGCAGCUGCACUGACACAACACGCCCACGACCACAGCCUGCGUCCCGCAGAAACUCUGAGGAAGAGAAGGACAGAACCAUAAUGGCAUCGCCGUCUUCCCCACUGGACCCAGAUCUAAUAAGGGAGGUUCUGGAGUGUCCUAUCUGCCUGGAGACCUACAACCAUGAACAAAUGAGGCCCAAACUCCUGCAGUGUGGUCACACAGUGUGCCGGCAGUGUCUGGAGAAGCUGUUGGCGAACACCAUCAAUGGUGUUCGCUGCCCCUUCUGUAGCAGGGUCUCCCGUAUGAGCAGCAUUUCCCAGCUGGCUGAUAAUCUCACUGUGCUGAAGAUCCUUGAUUGCACUUUAUCCUGCAGUGCUGCAGCUGCUGCCCUCAUGUGUAAGUCCUGCUGCAACCGUCUACCACGUCAGUACUGCCAUGACUGUGCCACAGUCCUUUGUGAGCUCUGUAAAGGAGAGGGCCACCUGCAUCAAGGCCAUCUAGUCCAACCGAUAAGGGUGGCUGCUGAACAGCGGCGUAAAGAACUGGGUGGCAAGUUGAAUACUCUGCGAAAUGUCAUGGGAGAAAUUCAGAAGAAAAAGACAGCUAUUGAAAACAUUUCCAAGUCUUUGAGACUUAAGUACCGCACAGUGCAGCAGGACUAUACAACAGCUGAGCUACGUCUUCAAGAAGAACUGAGCAGGUCUCGACGGGCAUUCACAACUUCAAUGGCAGAAGUGGAGAAACUCAAUGGGCAGGUCCUGGAGGAGCAGACGUAUCUUCUUAACAUUGCAGAAGUGAAGGUGGUGUCACGCUGUGAUUAUCUGACAAUACGGGUGAGGCAGAGUGAUAUUACUCUGUUAAAGGACAAUGGUGGGGGGAGUGAUGAUGAGGAGGAACUGGAUCUGAGGAGCAGCUUGCCCACCAUGUUUCAGCUGCAGGAGCCGGAGCUGGUCCGAGCCGAGCGCUCUAAGCCGAUAGAAGUGGGUCAGAUAACAACAAACACUUACACUGUCAAUACAGACGAUGAGGAGAGUGGGUUAGAGAUUGCACUUGAAGGUGAUAUAGAGGGACUAGGUGGGGCAGCUGGGGCUACCAGUGGUGCGAUGGAAGCUCCUUUGGAUCUAUACAGAGACAUAGAUAUGGUUGCAGCUAUAGAGGAGGCUGUAUGCAGUUCACCAGGCAGCUUUAAGUCUAAGUCCAUGGAUGCAGGUGGAGGAUCACCUGGAGGAGCCGGGGCAAGUGCAGGGCCCCCAGUCUGCCAGUUUGUGAAGAAGAUGGGCUGCAAGGGAACUCUGCCUGGUAUGUUCAAUUUACCCGUCAGCAUCUGCGUAACAGCACAAGGUGAGGUGCUGGUGGCAGAUCGCGGCAACUACCGUGUCCAGAUAUUUAAUCGCAAAGGUUUCCAGCGUGAAAUCCGCCGCAAUGCCAGUAGCAUUGAUAACUUUGUCCUGAGCUUCCUUGGUGCUGACUUGCCUAACCUCAUCCCAUUAUCCAUUGCGGUCACUCCUCAAGGUCUGAUUGGGAUCACUGACAACUACGAUAACUCUGUUAAAGUCUACACUAUGGAAGGACACUGCGUGGCUUGCCACAAGAACCAGCUGAUUAAACCUUGGGGCAUUGCUGCCAUGCCAUCAGGCCAGUUUGUGGUGUCAGAUGUGGAAGGUGGCAAGCUGUGGUGCCUGGCAGUGGACCGCAAUGUGGGUGUGGUCAGCUACAACCGAUUAUGCUCUGCCGUGCGGCCAAAGUUUGUGACAUGUGAUGCGGCUGGAAAAGUCUAUUUCACGCAGGGUCUGGCACUGAACUUUGAAAAACGCCACAAUGAGCCCCAUCUGGAGGGUGGCUUCUCAAUUGGGUCAGUGGGCUCUGACGGCCAGCUGGGCAAGCAGCUCAGCCAUUUCUUCUCUGAGACAGAGGACUUCCGCUGCAUCACUGGCAUGUGUGUGGAUGCCAAUGGGGAUUUGCUGGUAACAGACAGUGGCAGGAAAGAAAUCCUCCAGUUUCCCAAAGAGGGUGGAUUCAAAAUUCUCAUCCCAGACGGGCUGACCUGCCCUGUGGGAGUGGCCACCACCCAGAAAGGACAGCUGCUGGUGCUGGACUGUUGGGAUCACUGUGUCAAAGUCUACUCAUACAUUCAGAGGAGGCACUCUUCCACUUCUUAAAGGAACAAUCCAGUCUAACUGCCCCUGAGCAUAAUUGGUUUAGUAUGUGUGUACAACAUGUGGUGGAAAAGGUAGAAAAACACUAUUAUCUGUCUCUUUGGUUUGGCUGCAGUACAAACAAUUUUUGCUCCAGCUUUUAUUGGGUUAUUACUGUAAAUGAAUGCUGCAGUCGGUUUCAUUUGGUUUAAAGAAAACUGGUUUUAAUUUAAUACCUCAAAUUGAAAAUCAGCUACUUAAACUGCCCCUACCUAGUUAUAUGAAUGGAUUACAACACUAAAACAGACCUUGCAACAUUUUUAUGUGGAAGAAUACUGGCACAAGUUGUCUCAUUAAAAUAAGCGAAACAAGCCAUUGAUGUCAAAGCUAAUGCAUACGCAAAGUACAGAUGAUUUUUUUCCCCUUUCCCUUAUUGGCUGCUAUAUCCACAAAUUCAGCCUGACUCUGUGAUGCACGGCUUUCACCGAUUUGGCUCAGCUUUACAAACAAAAGGAGCAGAGGAAGAGCUAAAAAUGAACAUGUAUUUACAGAUUGAAUAAAGCAUACUGAGGCUUUUGGCCUGUGAAGCACUUUAUUAUUGACACGUCACUGUUUCCUGGUGUUAGGUUUUAGUAGCACAGACUAACAUUGAUGAUGCUGAAUGCGGCUGGCAGCUUUAACGUUGCCUGUGCAGUUAGCUCAUGGAGAAACAGUAACCAAGUAUCAGCAUCCACCGAAUUUCAUUCAUUAACAUUCAGGGAGUAUUAAGUUGCCCACAGGAACAUGUGUUGAACUAUAAAAUAACAACAUGUCCUGUGGAGAGAAUCUGGGUAAUAUUGGGUGAUAUUAAAAUGUAAUUUACAGGAGUCCUAAGAGUUCUAUAACCAUCAUCUGGUAAAUUAGUCACUUUUUUUUAAAGCUUCUUUGAGGUUUGCUGACUUGAUCUGAAGAAGGGAUACCUAUGUACUUGUACUUAAUAAUACUGUCUUAUUGUGUGAAACAUAAACACACAAGAGGAAAUCUGAAGUAACAUUUGUUUGUUUUUGUUUAACUCGUCACAUUUAAGAAUGAUCAUAUACUUCUUAUACUUCCUGUUCACUAUCUAGUUCCACUCUAAUCUAAUCCUUGGCAGAGUCGGCAUUAUUUACAUCAGUGUCCAGAUGGUUUGCUUCAGCUGUCAUUAAUAACAGUAACACAGUUCUUGGGUCCCAGGUGACACUGGUAAUUUCCAAGGCCGUUAAAUAUGCAAGACAGCGUCCCUUGGCUCUGAUUUCUGUUUUCCACAUCGUCUCACCUUCAUUAUACAGUUGUCCACACAUUACUUACAUUGCUAUGCCGCUAACUAGCACUAAAUAACUCUAUGACCCAGACCACAUUAAGCUUGUACCCUAGCAGACACCUAGAACUUGAAUAACGUUUACAAACCUUUUUCAACACAAUGUUUCUUCCAGAGAAGUUGCUCCGUGUCCUCAUGUGUAGACACUGGUUACACAGUGUAGGGAGCGGCAGGAGUGUUCAGAAUAGCAUUACAAGGGUCAUCACACACCAAAACAAUGGGUUGCUUUGUCUUCCUCAGGUUUCAAAAACCAGACAACUGCAACCUGAGUUCUCUAGUGUGAUAUGUUUUAAAACAACAGUCAUAUACAGUGUUUAGCUCGUUAGUACUAGUGUUAGUUAAAACUGUUAAAAAUGUGUGUAGUGUAUUAUUUUAUCAUGUAAGUGAAUUUCAUUUUCAGUCUAUGAGAAGCAUAAGGAAGAUGAUGCUUUCAGGUAAACUAAUAAAAGUCACCUUUAAUCAAACAAUAUUAGUGGCCUAAAUAUGGGGAAUCAAGUUAAUCAUUGAAACCCAUGUAAUAAUAUUGUAAUAUUGUAUGUAACAUAUUCUCUGUCCAGAAAAUCAAAUAGUGAAUACGCCUGCUCUAAGGCACCUUGUAUCUUCCAGUCCACAUCUGCUCAUCAGAGCAUAUUGCAUACUAACUCAGUUUCAGCCUUAAAAAUACAUGAUUUCACUAAGCUGACCUUAACUCUGCACCUGGAGCCCUAUUCAACAGUAAAAUACAAAUAAAUAUAUAUGAGAGUCAGACAUACACAGUGUUUUUAAAGUUUCAACAUAAAGAGAUUAGGAUAAAAAUAAAGACCAGAAUUUAAGUAUUUAGGUGAAGUCUGUCACAGUCACAUCCUUGUGCUUUCAUGU
Messenger RNA from Paralichthys olivaceus (Japanese flounder), 4326 nucleotides. RefSeq names its product tripartite motif containing 32 (gene trim32). The record is from RefSeq and is a predicted model, not a curated record. Gene Ontology annotation, biological process: protein K48-linked ubiquitination. Gene Ontology annotation, molecular function: protein binding; ubiquitin protein ligase activity; zinc ion binding. Lineage: Eukaryota; Metazoa; Chordata; Actinopteri; Pleuronectiformes; Paralichthyidae.